CCUCAGGUGGAUGCUGCACUUCUGCUUCACAACUACAGUACAUCAGGUCAUGUGGUCUCUACUGUUAUCAGUUCAGCUCCUGGCUUCCUGUUCCUCUAUAGCUCUGUGUCCUGGAGCAGAGGGGACAAAGUCCCAUAUGAUAUGUGAAGGAAGCACAAAACAACUGGAUUGUGUGACCAUGCCACAUCAGACUAAACCCAUUUGGGAGCUUUUGAGUGCUGAUGUAAUCCAAAUCUACGCUGCCAACUACGGGCGGACAAAUAACUGCUCCUGUUCUGAUGGAGUCCCUGCUCACCUCAAAAACACUGACUGUCUUAAAAGCACAACGCUCGAUACGGUAAAACAAAAAUGUGAGGGAGAGCAGACAUGCUCGCUGACUGCUUCAAAUGGUGACUUUGGAGGUGAUCCCUGCGGUGGCACAUUCAAGUACCUAAACAUCUCCUAUUGCUGUCUUCCCCCAGACUCCCCUCUCUGCUGUCCCACCUACCAGCCAGUUUCCAACUACACCCAGAAUGGCCUGGUGUUUGUCCCAGAGCGGAUGUCCUGGGUUGAGGCCCUGCACCACUGUGCUGAGAGGGGCUCCAGGCUGGUGCACAUCCUGGACAGCUGCACCCAGGUCCGUGUGGAGGAGCUGCUGGCGAUGGUGGCUCCUUGCUGGGGCUGCGUGGAGAAGGCCUGGGUGGGCCUGGAGCGCUGCAUGAUCAACCCCCACGCCCCCUGGGAGUGGAGCGGAGGAGCCGUGGUGGGGCACUACCAGCGCUGGAGCCCCAGCUUCCCCCACAAGCCCUGCUGCUUCCACUGUGGCCAGCUGCUGCAGGAGGGGGCAGCCCCGGGCCAGGAGCACCGGACCUACCGCUGGCAGGACGCCUGCUGCCGGGAGAAACUGCCCUUCAUCUGCGCACCUGCUAAUGGCACUCAACCAUGCCAGGUGAACUCACCUGUUACCAGCACUGAUGAUACUGCCAGCUGAACUCACCUGUUAAUGGCACUCAACCAUGCCAGCUGAACUCACCUGUUAAUGGCACUCAACCAUGCCAGCUGAACUCACCUGUUACCAACACUGAUAAUACUGCCAGGUGAACUCACCUGUUAAUGGCACUCAACCAUGCCAGCUGAACUCACCUGUUAUAAACACACACAUCUCAUCUGUUCACCCGUUUAUGGUACACAUAGUCAAACGUGUAACAUUUAUAUGUUGAAAUACAGAUGAAUAUAAUCAUCUUGGUGUAUGGUUAAGAUUGUUUGAUGUGAGGUAAAGUGGGGUUAAUAAUAUACUCAUCUUGGUGUAUGGUUUAGAUUGUUUGAUGUGAGGUAAAGUGGGGUUAAUAAUAUACUCAUCUUGGUGUAUGGUUUAGAUUGUUUGAUGUGAGGUAAAGU
Molecule: messenger RNA, 1377 nt
Organism: Sardina pilchardus (European sardine)
Lineage: Eukaryota; Metazoa; Chordata; Actinopteri; Clupeiformes; Clupeidae
Product: latrophilin-like protein 1
Exons: 9
Coding region: 11-970 (319 amino acids)
Molecular function (GO): carbohydrate binding
Source: RefSeq, a predicted model, not a curated record